GAGAGAGAGAGAGAGAGGGAGAGAGGGGGGGAGGUGGAAAUUGUUCAUUUUGAUGGGAUUUGGGGAUCUGGGGUUUUGUUUGUGAGGAGGGGAAAGAUCUUUGUUUUUUGUUUUUUGUUUUUUUACAUUUUUUUUUUUUGGUGUUUAAACUGUUUUAGCAUCUUGGUUGUGUUUAGAUUUGGUGUUUUAUUUUGAUUUGGUGAGGGGAAGGAAAGAAAAAAGAGAGAGAGAGAGAGAGAGAGAAGAAAAAGUGUGUUCAAAUCCUUCUUUUUAAAAAAAAAAAAAAUUUUGGGCUCUUUUUCUCUUUAAUUUGAGCAUCUUAAAGGUGCCAUCUUUGUUUCUCUUUGUUGAGGAUCUGAAGUUGAUUUUAGAUUUUGAAUCCACUUUUUUUUUUCCCUUUUUUUUUUUUUUUUUUUUUUUUUUUUUUUUUGGGUUCUCGUCGCCUCUCCUCUCCUACCCAAAAGUAAAAGCCCUUACUUUCAUGUCAAAAAAGCUCGGGAAUGUCGUUGAAUCCCUAGGGUUUAACCCCUCAAAUCCAAAUCCCAUCUCCUCCGCCUCCUCCCAAUUUUUGAUUUGAUCUCGAAAUCGAGGCCCUUCCCUUCGCCCUCCUCCGGAUUUUCUAGGGUUUUGAUCUGAAUCGGAUGGUCCUUUGCUAGGGCUAGGGCUAGGGCUUCAUGCAUCUUUCUCUAUGGAAGCCCAUAUCCCACUGCGCCGCCCUGAUCCUGGAGAAGAAGAACCGGUGGCGCAGCAGCGGCAGCGGCGGCGGCGGCGGCGGAGGAUCGCCGGAGGAUGGCGGCGGCGGAGGCGGCGGCGGCGGUGCCUCCGCCGGGAAGCGGCGGGCUCCGGCGCCGUCGUUCCUGCGCCAGCUCCAGGAGUCGAAGCUCCGGGAAGCCCUAGAGGAAGCUUCCGAGGACGGGUCCUUGUUCAAGUCCCAGGACGCCGACCUCAGCGCCGAGGAGAUCUCCGGCUCGAUCGGGCGGUCGCGGUCGCUCGCGCGCCUCCACGCCCAGAAGGAGUUCCUCCGCGCCACCGCCCUCGCCGCGGAGCGCGUGUUCCGCUCCCCGGAGAACGUCCCCGUCCUCGAGGAGGCCUUCUCCAAGUUCCUCACCAUGUACCCCAAGUACCAAUCCUCCACCGAGGUCGACAACCUCCGGUCCCGCGAGUAUUCCCAUCUCGCCGACGACGGCUCCAAGGUAUGCCUCGAUUACUGCGGCUUCGGCCUCUUCUCCCACCUUCAAACGUUCCAAAACUGGGAGUCCUCGGCCUUUAGCCUCUCGGAGAUUACCGCGAAUUUGAGCAACCACGCUUUGUACGGCGGUGCCGAGAAGGACACCGCCGAGCACGAUAUCAAGGCUCGGAUAAUGGAUUAUUUGAACAUCCCCGAGAACGAAUACGGUUUAGUAUUUACUGUUAGCAGAGGCUCUGCAUUCAAAUUGUUAGCCGAAUACUACCCCUUUCAUACCAACAAGAAGCUCUUGACAAUGUUCGAUCACGAAAGCCAAUCGGUGAAUUGGAUGGCCCAGCGCGCGAAAGAGAAAGGGGCGAAGGUCUAUAGCGCGUGGUUCAAGUGGCCGACGCUCAAGCUCUGCUCGACUGAACUGAGGAAGCUGAUCUCGAGCAAGAAGAGGAGAAAGAAGGAUUCCGCCGUCGGGUUAUUUGUGUUUCCCGUUCAGUCGAGAGUGACGGGGGCGAAGUAUUCUUAUCAGUGGAUGGCUUUGGCCCAGCAGAACAAUUGGCACGUAUUGCUCGAUGCGGGAUCUUUGGGCCCUAAGGACAUGGACUCGCUAGGGCUCUCGCUUUUCCGGCCGGAUUUUAUAAUCACUUCGUUCUACAGAGUGUUCGGAUCCGACCCAACUGGUUUCGGCUGCCUUCUGAUUAAGAAGUCGGUGAUGGGGAGUUUACAGAGCCAGAAUGGGAGUACUGGGUCUGGCAUGGUCCGGAUCGUUCCGGUGUUUCCUCAGUAUUUAAGUGAUUCUAUGGAUGGGCUGGAUGUAAUCGAUGGGCUUGAGGAUGAUAACAUAGUUGGAAACGAAGAGAGUUCGAGGUCUAACACACACAAGGAAUCCCAGCUGCCGGCCUUUUCAGGUGCAUUUACAUCUGCUCAAGUGCAAGACGUAUUUGAAAGCGAGAUCGAUCACGAGAAUAGUUCUGAUAGGGAUGGCGCGAGUACCAUAUAUGAAGAGAAUGAGAGCAUUUCUCUCGGAGAAGUCAUGAAGAGCCCAGUUUUCAGCGAGGAUGAGUCGUCCGAGAGUUCUUUCUGGAUUGACUUGGGUCAGAGCCCGUUAUUUGGGACCGACAAUUCGGGCCAGCUGAACAAAGGUAAGUUGUUGGGAUCUCCAUUACCGCCUUCAUGGUUUACGGGAAGGAAAAAUCAUAAGAAGGUAUCGCCAAAAGGGAAGAUAUCAAAGAGCCCAAUUUAUGAUGAACGCGUUCUCUCUUUCGACGCGGCUGUGUUAUCGGUCUCGCAAGAGCUAGACCGUGUUAAAGAAGUACCCGAAGAAGAGAAUGCAAGUAAUUCUUGGAGAGAGAGUGAGAUUCAAGAAGAGCCUGUAGUUAAAGAACCAACAAGUGUUCGUACAGUGAAGUUCACUUCGACCAACGGGCUUCGAAGUAUUAAUGAGAAUGGUUCCGCUUCAGAAAUUUGCGUGGAAAGCCAAACUGAUGCGAAGGAAAGUGCGAUAAGAAGGGAAACAGAAGGGGAAUUCCGUCUAUUGGGCAGGAGAGAAGGAAAUAAUAACAGAUUUGCGGGGGGUAGAUUCUUUGGUGUGGAAGACAAUGAGGGGGCUUCAAGCAUGGGCCGAAGGGUAUCAUUUGGUGUGGAAUAUCAUAAUUCCGAUGCUGGCGAACCCUCUGGGCAUGCGGCUAGCCAUGAUUAUGAUGAUGAUGAUGAUGAUGAUACUAUGAUGGAGGAUGAUGAUGGUGCUGUAGAAUGGAAAAGACGAGAGCCUGAAAUACUAUGUAGACAUCUCGACCAUGUGAACUCAAUGGGUCUUAACAAAACCACAUUAAGGCUGAGGUAUUUGAUCAAUUGGUUAGUGACUUCCCUGCUUCAACUUCGUCUACCUGAUUUAGGAAAUGACAGUGAUGUGUCUCUUGUUGAGAUUUAUGGCCCAAAGAUUAAGUAUGAAAGGGGGGCAGCUGUGGCUUUUAAUGUGAAGGAUAGCGGCGGAAAGUUAGUUAACCCAGAAGUAGUUCAAAAAAUGGCUGAGAAAAAUGGUAUUUCUCUAGGCAUUGGCUUUCUUAGUCACAUAAGGGUCAUGGAUAACCAGAAACAAUUGCAUGGGGCGGUCGAUUUGAACGAUGCAUCCUUCUGUAAGCCUACAUCGACAAAUCGGCACGAUAGUAAAAAUGCUACAAUAAAAGUGGAGGUUGUUACCGCUUCACUUGGGUUUUUAACAAACUUUGAAGAUGUGUACAAAAUGUGGGCUUUUGUUGCGAAGUUUCUAGAUCCUUCUUUUCUCGAUAGUGAAAGAUUAUCCUCAGUUGCCGAGUCUUCAGAAUUGUAGCAGAUUGGAAAAUUUUGCCUUUAGCUGUUAAUGGUGGCGAUGGUUUCAGAGGGAGAUGCAGAAGGAAGAAGCAGAGUGGAAGUUAUGUGUCUUUUGCCUGUUUCUUUUGCAUCUUCGUCUCUUCUGCUUGUGAAAAGGACGGACGAUGGCUUGUGAUCUUUGGCAGGUGAAUUUAUUUAUUCUUGGCCUCUGUAGAGUUUGUUUAAGAUAUAUGUACCAGCUGAGUUACUCGCGGAGCUUCUUUUUCUACUGAAUAUUUGUAAAGCAGCUCUUUGCGCAAGAUCUAGUCUCGCUAGCUUGUAUGAUUUUGGAUAGCAAGGUGAUGAAGCAAUUUUUACCUUUCCUCAUUUAUGUUGUCCUGAAUUUGCAUUUGUGUUUAAUCAGAUUGCUCAAAUUUAAUGCUUAUUAUCAUAAAGCUUCCAA
Molecule: messenger RNA, 3929 nt
Organism: Ananas comosus (pineapple)
Lineage: Eukaryota; Viridiplantae; Streptophyta; Magnoliopsida; Poales; Bromeliaceae
Exons: 1
Coding region: 675-3506 (943 amino acids)
Source: RefSeq, a predicted model, not a curated record